Molecule: messenger RNA, 1365 nt
Organism: Ogataea haglerorum
Lineage: Eukaryota; Fungi; Ascomycota; Pichiomycetes; Pichiales; Pichiaceae
Exons: 1
Coding region: 1-1365 (454 amino acids)
Source: RefSeq, a predicted model, not a curated record
AUGUUUUCUCGACUGUUGGCGGCCCCCGCGCGCUGCCGUCGAUUCGGGACGCUUUCCUGUCUGCGGAACGAGGCGCUGCCGCUCACCUCCGACCCCCAGCAGUAUGACCAGGAAGGUCGCGUGAUUGAGCUUCUGAAAAGCAUCAGUCCCAAGCCAGUGCCCAAAUCAAAGUUCCCCUACAAGGAGGCUGCAGAUAGGUCGAAACGGUCGUUUCUGCCGCGCGUGCCCGAGCUGAAUAAGCAUACCGUCAACAGGUACAUUUAUGAGCUGACUAACUUCACGUACGCUCACGGAACUCGCGUGCUGAUCAAGGAACUGCUGGCGCAGGUGGUCGAGUCGACGCCGGACCUGCUCUCCAAACAGUCUUAUCUGGACAUUGUGCAAGACAUGCACUUCUACCUAGACGAUGCUGGUGCAGAGGAGACGAUGGACCGUAUGGAGGAGUCUACGGCGUUCAAACGCGACAUCGACUUCCACAACGUGAUGAUGGCCUUCACAGUGGGCAAGACGACCUACGACGGCAGAAUUGAGCGACUGCAAAAACUCGCAGCACAGGGGGUCCACGCAAACGCCAAUACGUGGUACUAUCUCUUCCGCGCUCUCAGAACACACUCCAAACGGUUUGAGCUGCUGGAGCUGAUGCCCGAGUACGGCGUCGACCAGGAACCGGUGUUUCGCAGCGCAGUUCACAGCCUGUCGAGAAAGUGCGGAUACCGCGAGCUGAUCGACUUCUACAAUGCGCACGGCUACACUCUGGACAACAUGGACACUUAUAUGCUGAACAGGCUCUGCCGGGCCUAUCUGAACGAGGGCGCCGUUGCUGAGGCGUUCGACCUAGCGCACGACAUGCACAUGUCGGCACGAGCCAGGGCCAACCUGGGAACGUUCUCGGUUUUCAACACAUACUUCAUCAAUAGAAACGAGAUAUACAACUCCAUAGCGUUCUGCCACAAGUUCCAGCACCAGUUCAAAAUGAAAGCGAGCCACCUCCUUGCAUACGAGCUUAUAGACAAAUAUUUGACCCGAUGUACAUACUUCGAACACUGGCCGCAGCUCACGCGGUACAUGGUGCACAUUCUCACGCACAACACAGCACACAAGAACUUCCUACGGGAUGGACAUUUCAAGCUUUUGGCCAACUACGCUCGAAUACACGGACUUCAAGAUUUUGUGUGCAGGGCAGUGGAGCCUGAAGACCUGGCGUUCGGCCAGGAGAUGUGGAAGGCACUGCAUUGGCCUAGAAAUGUGAUUCCGUCGUCGUUGGACCAGAAUAGCGAAAAAUUCAUCGAAAUGGCCAAACUCAUCUCACCGACCCCAAAAACAGACAAGGACUUAAACCCAUCAGAUAUAUUAAAGUCUAGCUAG